AUGUAUAAGUAUUUCAGCUCUCGUGCCUUGCGGUGGAUGCAGACCAUGACUUUUGCAAUAAAUGAAAUCAACGACCGCAGUGAUCUUCUGCCCAACCUUGAGCUAGGUUUUCACAUCCAUGACAGCUGUGAUGACAUACCUGUGUCCCUGAAAGCAUCUUUAUUGUUGGUGAAUGGGCAGCCAGAGAGAGGCUUCAGCACUGAGAGCAUAACUGUGUCUUCAGUGAUAAUAGGAGAUGCUGGUUCAGGGGUGUCUAUGGCACUGCUAAGAAGUCUGGGUUCUUUUCAUAUCCCCCUGGUGAGCUAUUUUGCAUCCUGCAGCUGUUUGAGUAACCAAAGGGAGUUCCCCACCUUCAUGCGCACCAUGCCCAGUGACACUUUCCAGAUUAAAGCCCUGGCUCGACUUGUUAGCUAUUUUGGCUGGACCUGGGUGGGAGUGAUUGGCGUGGAAUCUGAUUAUGCCCGCUUUGCCAUCCAGCUCUUCCUUCAGGAAUCAGUGCACUAUGGUGUGUGUGCUGCCUACACACAUUUCUACCCUCUUGUGCUCAGUCAGCAUGCUCUAGAUGAUCUACUGGAUGUCAUUCAGAUGGCAUCUUCAAAAGUCAUCAUUAACUUUUCUGGUGAAUCAGAGAUGCAGAGUAUUCUGAGAGAGAUCCAGAGUCGGAAUAUAACCAACCUGCAGUGGAUUGCCAGUGAGGCAUGGGCCACUGCCAAGUCACUCUGGGAAAAGUUUGGAGAUCUUCUGAUGGGAACAUUAGGAUUUGCCAUCCGGAGAGCUGCCACAAUUCCUGGGCUGAAGCAGCAUCUCACCAGUCUCACGCCAUCCUCUAUUCUACCAUGUAAGGGGACAGAAGAUUUAAAUGAUGUUUACUCUCCUUAUUCUGACGUGACACAGCUGAGAGUGUCAUAUAAUGUCUACAAGGCUGUGUAUCUAGUGGCAUACGCCUUGCAAGAUUUGAGUAAUUGCAAAGUAGGAAUGGGGCCUUUCCUUAAUGGCACCUGUGCAGACACCAAGAAUUUUAAACCUUGGCAGCUCAUUCACUAUAUGAAACAUGCUAAUUUCUCAGCAUUGGGGGAGAAAGUCAACUUUGAUCAAAACGGUGACCCCAUUGCUUAUUAUGAUCUCAUGAACUGGCAGAUGGCACCUGAUGGUUCUCUUAAUUUGGUGAAAGUAGGUUUCUAUGAUGCCUCAUUACCUGCUGGACACAGCCUAGUUAUUAAUGACUCCCUGAUCCAGUGGCCUCUAAGGAAGAAGGCAAUCCGGUCUGUAUGCAGUGACAGUUGUCCACCAGGUACUCGCAUUGCCAGGAGAAAGGGGGAACCCACCUGCUGUUAUGAUUGUGUCCCCUGCACUGAGGGAGAAGUUAGUAAUAUGACUGAUUCGUUAGAAUGCUCACGCUGUUCAGCAGACACAUGGUCCAAUAAAGCCAAAAAUCUCUGUAUCCCAAGGUCUACUGAAUAUUUGUCUUACCAUGAAUUUAUGGGUAUUCUGUUGUGUAUUACAUCUGUUCUUGGAGCCUGUAUUUCCCUUUUCAUCAUCAUAAUAUUCAUCUCAUAUAAAGACACACCACUGGUUAGGGCCAACAACAUGGAACUGAGCUUUCUCCUGUUGGUGUUCCUUGCCAUUUGUUUCCUUGUUGGCCUGCUGUUUAUUGGUGAGCCUUCAGACUGGGUUUGCCGUAUUAAGUACCCAGCAUUUGGAAUCAGUUUUGCCCUUUGUAUAUCAUGCCUCCUGGCCAAGACGGCAGUGGUUUUAAUGGCAUUUAGAUCCAGACUGCCAAGAAGUAAUGCUAUGAAGUGGUUUGGAUCUAACCAGCAGAGAGCAAGUGUGCUUUUAGGAACAGCUGUUCAGGUAAUAAUCUGUUUCAUCUGGCUGCUCACUAGUCCGCCUCAUGCCAAAAAUAAUACAGAUUACCACGGUGCUACCAUCAUCAAGGAGUGUGUUACUGGUUCAGAGGUUGGCUUCUGGUGUGUUCUUGGAUACAUUGGUAUUCUGGCCUGUGUGUGCUUCCUUAUGGCUUUUUUAGCUCGAAAGCUACCUGAUAAUUUUAAUGAGGCAAAGUUCAUUACAUUCAGCAUGUUAAUAUUUUUUGCAGUAUGGAUUACAUUUAUCCCAGUCUAUGUGAGCACAGCUGGAAAAUAUACAGUGGCAGUCCAUAUUUUUGCUAUUUUAGCCUCAGCUUUUGCACUUCUUUUUUGCAUUUUUGUUCCAAAGUGCUAUAUUAUAUUGCUGAAACCAGAAAAGAACUGCAAGAAAAAAAUUAUGCAAAGGUGA
Archocentrus centrarchus (flier cichlid) is the source of this 2274-nucleotide messenger RNA. RefSeq names its product extracellular calcium-sensing receptor-like. The transcript has 10 exons. Lineage: Eukaryota; Metazoa; Chordata; Actinopteri; Cichliformes; Cichlidae. Gene Ontology annotation, biological process: G protein-coupled receptor signaling pathway. The coding region runs from base 1 to 2274 and encodes 757 amino acids. The record is from RefSeq and is a predicted model, not a curated record. Gene Ontology annotation, molecular function: G protein-coupled receptor activity. Gene Ontology annotation, cellular component: plasma membrane.